Messenger RNA from Uncinocarpus reesii 1704, 1239 nucleotides. RefSeq names its product inorganic pyrophosphatase. Gene Ontology annotation, biological process: phosphate-containing compound metabolic process. Gene Ontology annotation, molecular function: magnesium ion binding; inorganic diphosphate phosphatase activity. NCBI's taxonomy places the organism in Eukaryota, Fungi, Ascomycota, Eurotiomycetes, Onygenales, Onygenaceae. The coding region runs from base 1 to 1239 and encodes 412 amino acids. The record is from RefSeq and is a predicted model, not a curated record. Gene Ontology annotation, cellular component: cytoplasm; nucleus. The transcript is spliced from 6 exons.
AUGUCGCAAUUGUUGCAGGCCGUGAGGGUGCUAGAGUGUCCAUUGACCAAGGUUCCACCAUCAUUGCCAUCACCAGCUCUAGUCCGAUCCCGCUGCCCCCUGGCGCCCUCCUCUGCCCCUGUUCAUAGUGCAGCGCUGCACGGCAAGCCAGUUCUUGGGACAGCAACGACUAAGCUGGCUCCCCCCACCAACACCCACGCAAUUCGCUCUCUGUGCCCCUCCUCGUCUGCGGUGUCUUCUCACACACUCCGUUUCACCUCCCCUCCCUCUCAUCAGCCUGCUACUUUAUCUGCUCGCAAUCCCCGGGCGGCUUCCUCCACUGUGAAUCGUGCUGCUCUCCUCUCCCGCCACUUCUCUGCGUCCGCCGCUCGCCCUGCACCUGACAACACCGUCGCCAUGUCCUACUCCGUCCGCAAGAUCGGCCAGCCCAACACUCUCGAUUUCCGCGCCUAUGUCGAGAAGGAUGGCGUCCCGGUCUCUCCGUUCCACGACAUUCCGCUUUAUGCCAAUGAGCAAAAGACCAUCCUGAACAUGAUCGUUGAGAUUCCUCGCUGGACCAACGCGAAACUUGAGAUCUGCAAAGAGGAAUUCCUCAACCCGAUCAAGCAAGACAUCAAGAAGGGCAAAUUGAGAUUUGUGCGCAACUGCUUCCCUCACAAGGGUUAUCUCUGGAACUAUGGUGCAUUCCCACGCACCUGGGAAGACCCCAAUGUUGUCCAUCCCGAGACCAAGGCCAAGGGCGACAAUGACCCUCUCGAUGUUUGCGAGAUUGGCGAAUUGGUUGGCUACACUGGCCAGAUCAAGCAGGUCAAGGUUUUGGGUGUGAUGGCGCUCCUCGACGAGGAAGAGACCGACUGGAAGAUUAUCGUCAUUGAUGUGAACGACCCCCUUGCCAACAAACUCCAGGACAUUGAGGAUGUUGAGCGCCACCUUCCUGGCCUCAUGAGAGCCACCAAUGAGUGGUUCCGCAUCUACAGAUCCCGGAUGGGCAGGCCUGAGAACCAGUUCGCUUUCUCUGGCGAUGCAAGAACAGGAAAAUGCUCCGACGCCUGGGAGAGACUUAUGGCCGGAAAGUCCCAGCGUGGUGAUAUGUCCUUGGCUAAUGUCAGUGUCGAGGGCUCCGCCGACCGCGCUGAUCAAAGCAAGAUCGAAUCCAUCCCCGCUGGCCAGGACCUCCGCCCCGCUCCAAUUGAUGGCAGCGUUGACAAAUGGUUCUUCAUUUCAGGUGCUGCUGUUUAA